Molecule: messenger RNA, 819 nt
Organism: Cotesia glomerata
Lineage: Eukaryota; Metazoa; Arthropoda; Insecta; Hymenoptera; Braconidae
Gene: Prosbeta4
Product: proteasome subunit beta type-2
Exons: 3
Coding region: 105-731 (208 amino acids)
Biological process (GO): proteasomal protein catabolic process
Cellular component (GO): proteasome core complex; proteasome core complex, beta-subunit complex; nucleus
Molecular function (GO): peptidase activity
Source: RefSeq, a predicted model, not a curated record
UCUAAUACCGCAUACAAAAUUAAACACAAUCAGGAGCUUGGAGUUUAGUGGUGACAGUAAAUAAUUAUUUUUCCACAUAAUAAAUCCAACUAAAAAGUCUAAAAAUGACUGAGUGUUCAAUUGGAGUCUGUUUCGACGAUUUCGUAUUAAUUGCAGCUGAUUCGACCACCGCUCAAUCAAUUAUGGUCAUGAAAAACGAUGAAAAUAAAAUCUACAAGAUCUCAGACAAGUUGGUGAUGGCGGUGAUCGGCGAACAGGGAGAUUCUACUCAGUUCUCCGAGUACAUCGGGAAAAAUAUCCAGCUGUACAAAAUGCGCAACGGGUAUGAACUUUCACCGAAGGCUGCAGCGACAUUCACCCGCAGAAAACUCGCUGAUUACUUGCGCUCACGUACUCCGUACUUUGUGAAUUUGUUGAUGGCCGGGUAUGACACCGAAACUGGACCAGAGCUUUACUUCAUUGAUUACUUGGCAUCUUGCGUUAAAACACCCUAUGCUUGUCACGGUUACGGUGGCUUCUUCUCCCUGACUAUUCUCGAUAGAUAUUAUCGCUCUGAUAUGAAUGAACAUGAAGCAUACGACUUGCUGAAGAAAUGUGUCACUGAAGUUCACAAGCGUUUGAUCGUAAACUUACCAAACUUCAAAGUGCAAAAAGUAACCAAGGAAGGUGUAAUUGACCUCCCUUCAAUAACUGCACAGAAACUGGCCGUGGAAGUCGCUGCUAGGGAUUAAAAAAAAUUUUCUUUUGCUAUUUUUAAAUAUUCUUACUUAACUUGUAUCAACGUAAGGAUUAAAAUAAAUAAAAGUUCUUUAUACUUUA